AUGUCGCGUUCGCUGAAGUCUACGGCGAGGGCCGCAAAUGCGGACCCGCCCCCGGGAUACGCUAUCGAUCCCAAAGCUACACCUAUGCUGCGAUACCAGGAGUCUCUUCCUCGGCUCCCCGUACCCACCCUCAGCUCGACUGCCCACAAGUACCUCGAGACUGUCCAGCCGCACCUUACACCGGAGGAGUUCGCGCGCACAGAGGUCGCGGUGAAGGACUUCCUCUCCUCCCCCUUCUCUGCCGAGCUCCAGAAACGCCUCCAAGCCCGCGCCGCCGACCCCUCCACGAAGAACUGGCUCGCGGACUGGUGGAACGAGGCCGCGUACAUGGGCUACCGCGACCCCGUCGUCGUCUUCGUGAGCUACUUCUACGUGCACGUCGACGACAAGCUCCGAAAGACGCCCGCCGCCCGCGCCGCCGCGCUCAUCAAGGCGAUGCUGCCCUUCCGGGAGCUCACCGAGAGCGGGCGCCUCGAGCCGGAGAAGGUCAGGGGUGCCCCGCUGUGCAUGGCCUCGUAUAAGUGGCUCUUCCACUCUUCGCGCUAUCCGACCAAGCCCUCGGACACCGCGCGCAAGUUCGACCCCGCGGCGCACAACCACGUCGUCUUCGUCCGCAAGAACAAGUUCUUCACGGUCCCGCUCGCCGACGCGUCGGGAAGGGAGUACAGCGCGGCGGAUCUGGAAGCGCAGAUCAACAAGGUCAUCCAACUCGCGGGCGAUGCGGCGGACCCGCAUCCUGUCGGCGCCCUCACCUCGGACAACCGCGACCUCUGGACAGACGCGCGCUCUGCGCUGCUCGCUGCUUCGCCGGACAACGCGAAGGCGCUCGAGGCCAUCGAAAGCGCGAUGAUCGUGGUCUGCCUCGACGACAAGAAGCCCGUCACGCGUGAGGACAUCUCCUGGCAGUGCUGGGUUGGGGAUGGGAAGAACAGGUUCUACGACAAGCACCAGCUCAUCGUCUUCGAUAACGGCCGGUCCGGCUUCCUGGGCGAGCACUCGUGCAUGGACGGCACGCCCACGCUCCGCAUGAAUGAGUCCGUGCUCGCGUCGCUGGCGCUCGGCAAGGCGGACCUGGGUCCAUCUGAACCAUCACCGUCGCUGCCAGAGCCCACCCAGCUCAAGUUCACGCUCAACGACGAAGUCAAGUCCGCCAUCAAGGCCUCCGAGAAACGCUUCGACGAGCUCGUCGGCGCGCAUGAUCUGUACGUGCUCCACUACGAGGGCUACGGCAAGAACGCGAUCAAGAAGUACAAGGCCUCGCCCGACGCGUGGGCGCAGCUCGUCAAGCAGCUCGCCUUCCAGAAGAUGUACGGGCGCCCGGCGGUCACCUACGAGAGCGCGCAGACGCGCAAGUACCAGCUCGGGCGCACAGAGGUCAUCCGCAGCGCCUCGAACGAGUCGAAGGCGUGGACGGAGGCGAUGGCGGACCCCGAGCGAAGCGACGUGGAGCGCGCGAAGCUGUUCCGCGCGGCCGUCGCGCGGCACCUGCAGUACGCGGCGUGGGCGGCGGACGGGCAGGGCGUUGAUAGGCAUUUGUUUGGGCUGAAGAAGGUGCUGAAGGAGGGCGAGGAUCUGCCUGCGAUCUACAAGGACCCAGCGUUUGCGCGGACGUCGCACUGGGAGCUGAGCACGAGCCAGCUGAGCUCGCCCUACUUUGAGGGCUGGGGUUAUGGAGAGGUGGUACCUGACGGUUACGGCCUUUCAUACGCGAUUGGCGACGAUUACAUCCGGUGGACGAUCACGAGCCUUAAGCGCAACACCGCUGAGCUUCGGCACUAUCUAGCGGAGGCCGCGACGGAGACUCGCGUCAUGAUGGACAAUGCCCUCGCCGCUGAGAAGGCCGCAGUGGCGCCAGCGGCCAAAUUAUAG
Molecule: messenger RNA, 1869 nt
Organism: Schizophyllum commune H4-8
Lineage: Eukaryota; Fungi; Basidiomycota; Agaricomycetes; Agaricales; Schizophyllaceae
Product: acyltransferase ChoActase/COT/CPT
Exons: 2
Coding region: 1-1869 (622 amino acids)
Biological process (GO): carnitine metabolic process
Cellular component (GO): mitochondrion; peroxisome
Molecular function (GO): carnitine O-acetyltransferase activity
Source: RefSeq, a predicted model, not a curated record